AUGACGUGGCAGCACAUGGUGUCUGGACCCUUCGGUGGAGAUUGUAAACAUUUGAGGUUUUUGAAUCUUGGAUUCUUGGAUUCUUGGAUUCUUGGAUUCUUGGAUUCUUGGAUUCUUGGAUCAGAAAUCUCAGAAUCUCAGAAUCUCAGAAUCUCAGAAUCUCAGAAUCUCAGAAUCUCAGAAUCUCAGAAUCUCAGAAUCUCAGAAUCUCAGAAUCUCAGAAUCUCAGAAUCUCAGAAUCUCAGAAUCUCAGAAUCUCAGAAUCUCAAAAUUUCAGAAUCUCUUAGAAUUCCCAGAACCCAUUUCAUCAGAAUCUGA
Caenorhabditis briggsae is the source of this 318-nucleotide messenger RNA. NCBI's taxonomy places the organism in Eukaryota, Metazoa, Nematoda, Chromadorea, Rhabditida, Rhabditidae. The coding region runs from base 1 to 318 and encodes 105 amino acids. The transcript is spliced from 2 exons. The record is from RefSeq and is a predicted model, not a curated record.